UCACCAUUCCCUCUCUGGAUCAUUGCACGGUGUCUGAUAAAGCGGCAAGAAGCACCCUCGACAUUCAUUUAUGGUCAGAGCCAAACUGACCUACGAAGAGAUCAGCACGGAUGAUGUGUUUUGCGCUACAGCUACUCAAUGAAAGACGAGACGCACAAAAGGAGAGAUGGGCACCUUUUCUGGACAUCCACUUACGCGGUCAAGGGGGAAAGGUCCGUUCGCCCUGCUGAUAGUAUCUGCGGUGUAUGUGAUUCUGACCCAAUUUUGCGAGGCUUUUAAUCUGGACACAGAGAAGUGCGUCGUUUUUACCGGACCACCGGGGAGUUAUUUUGGCUAUUCCGUGGAGUUCUUCAGCAAUAACUCAUCCAGUGCGAGCAUUCUGAUCGGGGCUCCAAAGGCCAACACCAGCCAGCCCGAAAUUACUGAAGGAGGAGCUGUCUUCCUGUGCCCCUGGAACCAAACCAACUGCAGCACGAUCAACUUUGACAAGCAAGGUGAUCAGAAUUUUUAUAUAAAUGAUGUGAACACUCAAGUUGAGUUCAAGUCCCAUCAGUGGUUUGGAGCCACUGUACGUUCCCAAGGCAACAAUAUUCUGGCUUGCGCUCCCCGGUAUUAUUGGAGGACGGAACACGAGACACCCUUCGCUGAUAUGACAGGAACUUGUUACCUCUCUGUGGACAGCCUCAAAUCAUUUGUGGAGUAUGCCCCCUGUCGAACAGAACGUCAUGGACCUGCCGGACAGGGCUAUUGUCAAGGAGGAUUUAGUGCUGACUUCACCAAGGACGGAAGGGUCGUUCUUGGUGGACCAGGCAGCUUUUACUGGCAAGGUCAGCUGAUAUCAGCCACGCCAGACGAGAUUGUUAAGGCCUACUACCCUUCAUAUUUUUUAUUGUCGGUUGCUGGGCAGAUUCAAACUGGACAGGUGCAGGGGACCUACGAUGAUAGUUACUUGGGUUAUUCCGUGGCUGGUGGUGAGUUCAGUGGGGAUGCCGAGGAAGAUUUCAUCACAGGGGUUCCGAAAGGACUCAUGCUGUAUGGUUUAGUGUCCAUCUUCAACGGAAGUGAUCUGAAAUCGCUGCUCAACGUGACAGGAGAGCAAAUGGGCUCCUACUUUGGCUAUGCAGUGGCAGCCACCGAUAUCAACAAUGACGGACUAGAUGACCUCGUGGUGGGCGCUCCAAUGUUCAUGCGUCGAGGGUCCAACGGGCGGCUGGAGGAGCUUGGCAAAGUUUACGUCUACCUGCAGAAGGGACCUUUGCAGCUGGAGCCCAGCCUGCACCAUCUACUCGGCCAGCAGCCGUUCGGUCGCUUUGGCACUUCAUUGGCGCCUUUGGGUGACCUCAACCAGGAUGGAUUUAAUGAUGUGGCCAUCGGCUGUCCUUACGGAGGAGAAGACCAACAGGGACUGGUUCUUAUUUACAACGGUUACCCAAAGGGAUUGAAGAACACGCCCACUCAGACUCUCUCCGGCACCUGGGCUUCCAGUUCCUUCCCUGCCAACUUUGGUUUUGCGCUACGAGGAAACACGGAUCUGGAUCUGAAUGGCUACCCCGACCUUAUCGUUGGAGCUUUUGGGGCUGACAAAUCUGUGGUGUACAGGUCUCGCCCAAUAGUGAGUGCGAGCGCAUCUCUCACGGUGCAGCCCACAAUGUUCAACCAAGAAGAGGAGCUUUGUGAGCUUACCACAAGAAGUGGAACUUCUUCCGUGUCUUGUGUCAGCGUCAGUUUCUGCAUGCUGGCUGAUGGGAAGCACCUCCCAUCGCAUCUAGGCUUCCUGGUGGAAAUUCAAUUGGACAGUAUGAAGCAGGACCAGAAGGAAUCUGUCAGGAGGACUCUGUUUCUGGAUAGUCAGCAGCCUACUUUGGUGAAGACUUUCAAUCUCACCAAGGGGAAUCGCAUGUGCCAUGACACCAGGAUCUAUCUACGGGCAGAAGAAGAAUUUCGGGAUAAACUCUCCCCCAUUUUCAUCAGCCUGUCCUUUAGCCUGGAUCCACAAGCCCCACUUGACCAAUAUGGCCUCAGACCUAUCUUGAAUGAUGACACCGAACAACGAAUAGAGCAGAAGGCCCAGAUCCAACUGGAUUGUGGAGACGACAACAUCUGCGUCCCUGACCUGAAGUUGGCUGUUUAUGGCGACAGAAAAGAAGUUUACCUGGGUGACGAGAACUCCCUGAGUCUCACCUUCAAUGCCAGAAACGAGGGAGAAGGCGGAGCGUACGAGGCGGAGCUCUACGUCCGGCUUCCCAAAGAGGCCGACUACAGUGGGAUAACGCGCAACAACGUGAGUCUAACUCAGCUAACAUGCAGCUAUGAGACUGAAAAUGAAACCCGCUUCCUCAAAUGCGAUCUGGGAAACCCCAUGAAAGCUGGCACUAGUUUUUGGGCAGGUCUCCGUUUCACUGUUCCCAGACUCACAGACACUCAGAACACUGUACAAUUUGAGCUCCAAUUAAAAAGUAAAAAUGCAAACAACUCAGAGAGUGAAGUCGUUGUGUUGGAGUUGGAGGUAGCUGCGCUGGCUCAUGUCAUUCUGCAGGGAGUUUCCCGGCCAGACAAAAUCUUCCUCCCACUCCCCAAUUGGAGCGUCAGUCAGAGUCUGACAGACGAGCAGGACGUCGGCCCUGAGCUUCAACAGGUCUAUGAGUUGGUCAACAACGGCCCCGGUGUUGUCAGUCAAUCCACAUUGGAGGUGAGAUGUCCUCUGAGGUCUCACAGUCACGACCUGCUCUACCCUGUCAAGGUGCUCACCGAGGGGCCACUCAGCUGCUCCUCAAAACACGCCCUGAAUGCACUCAAACUCAAGCUUCAGUCUCCAUCUUCAAGUAGUCCCUCAUCUCUGGAAUCCAGCAUGGAGCAUCAAAUCCAGAAGAGAGAGGUCAAAGGUCCCAUGCCUGGACAAGGAAACUUGACAUGCUCGACUGUGGAGUGCUGGCGGCUCGAGUGUCACAUUGGGCGGCUGGAGAGAGGAGCUAGCGUUAUCUUGAGAGUUCACUCCAGACUUUGGGUGGAGACUUUCCUCGAGAGGGCCCACAAGCAGUUUCUUUUGGAGUGUUCGGUACAGUUCACCGUCGAUAAGAUGCCCUAUUCCAUUGCUCCAAAAUCCAAACAGUCGGGAUCUAAAAAGGUGGUGACGUCCGUGCUGUGGAACAAAGCGGACGGCCUGUUCUACGUUCCCGUGUGGAUCAUCAUCCUCGCUGUUCUAGCUGGCCUGCUUCUACUCUCACUGCUCAUAUAUCUGCUGUACAAGAUGGGCUUCUUCAAAAGGUCCGAUCCGUACGGCACCACCAUGGAGAAGGCCCAGCUCAGACCGCAAGCAUCAUCAGAAGCCUAAAUCUGAGACAACGCAACUAAAAUAUGGAAUAUUAUCACAAUGCUAAAUUAUUAAUGAGACGUUCUAAUGAUGAGCAGGAAAUGUUGGCGGACAUCGAAAGGUGUUGGAUCACUGGACUGUGCACUAAAAUAUGAAUCACCGAGAUGAGGAGGGCCUGCGGUUCAUGGUGCGUUGCUGUGGAACUUUUUUUUUUUUUAGAUCAUAGUGUUUCAAGGCUAUAUGUUGGUUAAACUCUUUGGUAUGGCUGUUAACAAUUUGUGUCCCAGUGCAGAGGUUCGAGGUACUUCAGCUCCCUCUAUAGAUCGAUAGAUGGAGGUUGUAUAUAUAUCAGAGUCUUCAAAAUCAAACUGCACUCAAGUACCGAAUGAGCUUAGAAAAACAAUUCUUACAUAAAUAUUUAACUUGCAUUAAUAAUUUUGUCAAUCCGGCUACUGUAAAUGUCUGAUACAAGAGUUUUGUUUUUUUUUGCUCACCAAAUGAUACACACUGGUCCUUUAAAGGUCAUUUUCAGUCCAGGAAACAAACAAAAGCAGCGAAUGCUCGGCUAUUUUUUGUUUCUAGAUCGAUCCGGUCCAGCUUGCAACUGAACUUUCAGUUUGGUAUUUCUUGAUGUCACUGCCGUUACUUUUCAUAGUAGUCAUACUGUUGUUAUUUAUGCCAUGGUGUAAGUCGAUUGUGAAACGUUGUACUGUACCGCCUGCAGGACAAUCCUGAACAAACUGCAAUGUUGAACUUGAAAAUGUUUCUCUCCCAUAUUGGGAGGUGUAUAUUGUAAUGUGUGGUGUUUAUAUCUUGACUCAGAAUAAAGCCUGGUUUUGUUUACCCUUCUUAAUGUAA
This is a messenger RNA of Syngnathus acus (greater pipefish), 4168 nucleotides long. Its product is annotated as integrin alpha-5-like. The record is from RefSeq and is a predicted model, not a curated record. Gene Ontology annotation, molecular function: integrin binding. Gene Ontology annotation, biological process: angiogenesis; cell adhesion mediated by integrin; cell-cell adhesion. Lineage: Eukaryota; Metazoa; Chordata; Actinopteri; Syngnathiformes; Syngnathidae. The transcript has 30 exons. Gene Ontology annotation, cellular component: external side of plasma membrane; integrin complex. Bases 167 to 3331 code for a protein of 1054 amino acids.